AACAUUUCAGGGAAAAAGCUUCAAGCUAAAUAAACUGCAGCCAAAUUCCGAUCAAACGAUCGGGUUGGAUUAGUUAUAAAAAAGGUGAUCGACUUUUGGCGCUUCGCUUUUGGAAAAGCGUCAUAAUAUUUUAAUGUGUCGAACCAACUACGGUGGCGGCAACUCCAAGCAGUAGGAAAUAGCGGCUGAACAGACGAAAAAUCCGUAGCCAUGUUGUUUCGUGAGUGUGUUGUUCAGUAUUCCGGAUAGUGGUAGUGGUCCUUCUUAAAAAAGGGACACUGAACAGGAGGACAGCAUGUGCGCGCGCACACACACACACAACCGAGCAGCAGCAGCAGCAGCAGCAGCAGCUGAAGAAAAGGUGCUGCAGCAGCACAACUUUAACACAAUCACGCGUAGUCGAAGCAGCAGUAACAGCAGUACCGGAACACCGUACCAUUUUUUCCCAUGUUGGUGCUGAGCGGCUGAGCGGAAGAAGCAAACGAAGAAACCGAGCCAGAGAGGUCCGUUGUUUAGGUGUGCGCAGAGAGCGCGCGCGCGCGCGGUCUUGUGUGUAUGCGUGUGGUGGUGAUAUUAUAUCGUCAAUAAUCUUGUGUGUGUGUGUGUGAUACGUUGUGCACGCGCGUUCGGUCUCUCUCUCUCUCUGCCCCCUCUCGCUGUGUUGCACACCAACCAUCUCGCUCUCUGCGUGCGCGCGUGUACUAGUGUGUGUGUGUGUGUGUUUCUGUGUAUCCGUUGUGUGCGUCGCGUCGUAACACAUCAGAUAGUGUUUUAAUGUGCCGUGUGUGUAUGUGCGCUCGUACGCGUGUGAAGGCGUGGAAUUUUGCAUCGUGAAAUCAAUCAUGCAUCCUCAUCAUUUCAUCAAGCAACCCGUACAACAUCAGCAGCCGUCUGCAAUAAACAAGAGAAAUAGCAAAUGCGGAGGAAAAGCCAACACGCGCAUCCGAAAACACUAGCAAAGGUAGUAAUAAAACGGAAAACCCGAGAAGACGUGAUAGCCGAGUGAGAGAACGAGAGCGAGAGAGAGAGCAAGAGAAAAGGAGAAAAAACAGCUUCGCCGCAUCAAUCCACACUUGUAGCAGAGAGAAGCGGCAGCAAAUGAAGUUAAUAUUAGCGUGAAGCAAGUGCAAUUGUGGGAAAAGCAGCUAAGUUUAAAAAAAUGCAACCGAGACAGAAAAGCAAAAAAAGUGUAACGUAUAGUAAAAAAAAAGAAGUAUCCCGAGUGGUGAAGACGCGCGCUCCGGCGGACGAGUGAACGCCAAAAGGGAACGAGUACACGAAAGGAGAAGUCCGAAGGGAAAGAAACGGAACCUGUGUGUGGGGUUAUUGCAACUUGUUCGUUUCUUGUUCCUGAUCGCACCACCAACGACGACAUCCCCUGCUUCCUUUCUGUCUCUCCUUGUUGUGCGGUUCGCUUCUAUCAAAAUUCUUAAACUGAUAAACAAUGGCCGAUCAUAUGGAGGAGCCACCGAUGAAACGGGCGAAAGUCCGGGAUGUAUCCUCAGAAGUUAUCUCAACCACACUCGAUCAAAUGUUCGAUCUGGAAAACCAUCUACCGGACGAGUUGAUGGGCGACAACACAUGGGUGGACUCGCUGAGCGGGGGCAACAAACCACCAGGUCCCGGUCCGGGGUCGCAAAUGAAUGGGGACGAUCCGGGCGGAGGAAGCUCCAACCUGAGCCAGGUGUCUCUAGCCCUUCAGCGCCAGCAGCUUCAACAGCACCAGCAGAUGCACCAUCUAAUGAUGCAACAGCAGCAACAGCAACAGACGAACAAAUCAAUGCCGGGUCAGACGAUGCUUGGUAUGGGACCGCUCGGUGUGAAAACACCCGGCAUGCUGUCUUCGAUGAACCAAACGAUGGGCAACAACGUGGUAGUGAAUGCGAUGGCUGCAGGUGGUGCUGGUGGCAUUUUGGGGAUGGGCAGCGGUAUCGGUCCAAACGGUGGCGUUGGCGGUGCCGGCGGUGGCGCCGGUGGCCCGGUCAUGGCAAACAGCAUGGGAUUGAGCGGUGGCGUUAUGUCCGGUGGAGGACUGGUGCAACUCAACAGUGGCGGUAUUCGGCAAGCAAACGCCAACCAAUCCGGGGGCAAUGCGAGUGGAAAUGGUGGCCCGAUGAUGCACCAGCUGGUGCCACCACAAAACGGACCAAUGGGUGGUGGACAACCACGUUUGGGCAACCCGGGUCUGAUGCCGCGUACCACCGGUCACAUGAAUCCGGGCCUGCGUCAGCUGGUGCAGGGACACACAGUAGGCACCCCAAUGGUGGGCCAGAUGGGUGGUGGAGGUGGCGCUGGUGGCAACGCGACCGGUGGCCAGUUUGUCGUCGGCUAUCAGCAGCAGGGCGUUAUGCAACAGGGCGUACGAACGGCAUCGCCCGUCCUUGUCAAUCGGCAACCGCCGAACGGACCGGGUGGCACGCGUCUGCCGAAUCCGAUGGUGUCUGGUGGCGGUGCGGGAGGUGCCUCGAUGGGAAUGCUAGGGGGUGACGGUAAUGUUGGACCACAGUCGCAAACGGGACAGGGCCCCGCCGGUGUGGUCAGCUUGCAGCAGCAACAGCACGGCGGUCCGGGUCCGAAUGCGCCACAGAUACGACCGUUGGUCGCAUCGGCUGCAGGGGUAGCGCAACAAAAUCAAGCAAUCAACUCGAUGAACGUAUCGACGGGGACGGUGGGCGGUGGUGGAGCUAGCGGUACGGGAUCCGGUACAUCCGGGACGGUGGGUGCAGCGACAAGCAGUGGUGGCGGCGGCAGUAACACGUCCAACUCGAUGAACAGCAGUCCCGGAGGCAACCCACUGUUGGCCGAUCCGGAGAAACGCAAGCUAAUCCAGCAGCAACUUGUACUGCUGUUGCACGCGCACAAAUGUCAGCGUCGCGAGGCUGAAAAUCCGAGUGGCAAUAUCUGCAGCCUAGCUCACUGCCGCACAAUGAAGGAGGUGCUGACCCAUAUGCAAUCCUGUCAGUUAGGCAAGAACUGUCCCAAGACGCACUGUUCCUCAUCGCGCCAGAUCAUCAACCAUUGGAAAAAUUGCCAACGGCAGGACUGUCCCGUGUGUUUGCCGCUUCGUGAUACUAACAAAUUGAAACAGCAACAGGCUUCACAGCAACAACAGCAACAACAGCAACAACAACAACAACAGCAGCAACCUCAACAAUCUCAACUUCAACAAUCUCACCAACAGCAGCAGCAUCAUGCCCAGCAGCAACAGCAAAUGCAGCAACCUCAGCAACAACUACAGAUGCAGCAAGAUCAGCAUCAGCAGUUGCAGCAACUUCAGCAGCAACUUGCCCAGCAACAGCAGGAGGCGAUGCAGCUGCCGCAAAAGCAGCAACAGCAGUUGUUGAUGCAACAGCAGGACCAACAAAAGUCGAUGGAACACAAACAGCAAAUGGUAAAAUCGGCACAAGCGCAAAUGAUGCUGUCAGACAAGGAUCAGCAACAGCAACAGUUGCUGCAGAAGCACGUGCAGCUACAGGCGACGCAGCAGAUACAGCACAACAUGAUGCAGCAGCACAAAAAGGUACAGCAACUCAUGAUGCAGCAAAAGCAGGAACAGAUGCUACAGAAAUCGUACUCCCAGCAGCAGCAAACACAACUGCAGCAACAGCAGCAACAGUUGCAACAGCAACACCAGCAACAAUCACCCCAACUGGUGCAGCAACAGUCACCACAGCUGCAGGUGCAUCAGGCACAGUUACAACAGCAACAAGUAUUGUCACAACAACAGCAACAACAGCUUUUACUACAACAACAUCAGCAGCAGCAACAGCAGCAGCAACAGCAACAGCAACAGGAUAAUAAAUCUCCAAUGUUUGCCCAACGUCAGGUAUCGCAACAACAGCUUCAACAGACACAACUAUCCCAAAUGUCUCAGCCGCAGCUGCAGUCCCAAGUUGCACCACAGCUUCAAUCUCUAUCGCAUACACCAUCCCCUCAACAGCAGCAACAAAACCAGCUCGCAGCAUCACAAGAGCAUAAAAAGAUUGCACAACAGGCGGCAGCAGAAGCGGCUGCAGUGCGAGCAAUUGUCGCAGCUUCAGUUUCGUCGGGUAUGCAACAACCACAGCAGCAGCAGCAGCAGCAGCAACAACAACAGCAACAGAAACUGCAAAUGGAGCAGAAAAAGGAUCAGCUGCAACAGCAUUUAGAACAAGCGAAAAACGAACAACAGCUCGAAGUACAGCAAGAUCAACAUAACGAUUUGACGGAAAAGCAGCAAACGCUAACGCCAAUGCAUCCGACGGACACGUCGGAGGUAGCUAACGCACUUAGCCAACCGGACGGUAGUACAGAUGCCGCAACAGUAUUGACAAUGAAGCCGGAUGAUCAUACAAAGAAGCAAGACCUGAGCGCUGAUCAUUUGUUACAAGAUCAGCUGCAGUCACAGCUAGAUAUUGGCAAACAGAAAACAGACCAACUGCAGAAAGAUCCGCGGUUAUCCGGUGGGACCGUCGAGCAGGAGGGAAAGGACGGUCAGCGCGAGGUGACCGAGCAGUCGAAGGAUCAUUUGGACCAUCCCGAUCAGCAGCAUCAAGACAAAGCGAAGCAGUCUGACGAUGCACUAGAGAAGAAAGGGCAGGAGGGAAAAGAUGGCACGUCACACGGUCAGUCGAAUCACGAUGGGUCGAAAGAGUUGUCGGACAAACAGCAAGACAAGCUGGACAAGACCGAGCACAAAGACGGCCAGCUGAAAGGUUCACCGAUGGUUGGUGAUCCGAUUGCGCUUGCCGAUGGUACGAGCCAGAGCGAAAAGUCGGAACAGGAUAAGUCUGAUCUGAAGGAACUGAAGGAUGCGUCGCAAGAUGGUACGGAGCAGCAUCAUGACAAACAGCAGGACAAGCUGGAGAUAGCAAAAGGGGACGAUGCGACACAGCAAGCGGAGCAGAAGGAAACCAAAUUGGACGGCACGAGUAUUGGUGACCAGCAGGAAAAGAAGGAAUUGUCCGACGGAAGCAAAACGCAAGACGCAUCUGGUGAGGCGAAAGAUCAAUCCAGCCUCCCGGACAAAUCCGGCAACGAAUCGCUCGAUCACGAAAUGCAGGUAGAUGGGACGGAGGGUAAGCUUGCUGCGGACAAGAAACAGUCCGGUGGCGAAUCCUCGUCCACCGACGCUGGGUCGGAUCAGUCGGAGAAAAAGUCAGAAUCCCAGUUGCUGGAUCAGCUCGGUCAGUCGUCCGGUUCAAGUGAACAGCACUCGGAAAAGGUCGACAGCGGGAAAGAUGAUCAGCAGAAAGAUUCCAGCAGUAGCAGCAAACCGGAUGAAUUAUCUGACGGCCUGUCCAAAUCGUCACUGCCAUUGUCGUCCAGCGGGUACGCGGAUGGGCAGGAAGACACCAACAGCAAAGUGCUAAAGCCAGACGAAAAACCAAAGCAGCAACAAGCGGGCGACCAAGCAACGAUCGACGAAACGGGCCCAUGUGAUUCGUCCAAAACUAUCAGCGAUCCGUCGGAUGAAGGCAUAAAGAAAAUGGACGUUCAGGAGCAAGAGAAAGAUAAGACGUCGAGCGAGCUGCUGGCGGACGCGAUGGAAGUCGAUCCAGAUACGUCCGCGUCUCAGUCGGCGGGUUCCUCGGAGCAGAAUAAAUCUUCCGCUGCGGGCCAGCUGCGAAUCGGUGACGAACAGGAUGCUGCCUCCUCGUUGGCAAAGGCUUUGCAAGAGCAGGAUCACGAGAUGAAGGAUGUAUCGCUAGUGUCGCAACUGCAGGAGCAAGAAAAAGACAAACAGUCACCGUCGCCCCAGCAGCGCCAGAUGCAGAUGGACCAAUCAAAGCAACAGGAUCUGCAGAAACCGCACACACCACAAACACCACAACAAGCGUCCCUAUCCUCGCCGCAACAGCAGCAGCAAGUACAGCAACAGACGAAGCUUAACUUACAGCAACAGCAGCAAAAGCUGCAGCAACAGCUUCAACAGCAGUUGCAACCACAACAGCAGAUGCAAAUGUUGCAGCAGCAAAAGCAACCGCAGCCGAUGUUACUGCUGCAACAACUUCAGCAGCAGUCCGACAGUCAGCAAAUGCAAUUGAAACAGCAGUCGGCGGACGGUACGGAUCAGCAGCAUGAACAGCUGCUUUCAUCCACACAAACAACCCCGCAGGCAUCGCCAUUAACGAACCAACAGCAAACAGGACAUUUGAAGGGUCUUCUACCACAAACGGUCGGUCAAGUUGAACAACCGGCACAGCAACAAUCUUCACAAGACGGUUCGACCGCGCAGGUGUUGCUGCAACAGAACUCCGGCAGCGUCACAUCAGGCGCGGAUGUGGUAGGUUCUAGGGCAUCGUUCAAUCAGCAGCUGGUGAACAGCAUGCAACAGCAGUGUGGACCCGCUUCCUCGCCGCUUCAGAGCAAUCUGUCCGGCGGCACCGGGCAACAGACAAACCAAAUGAACAGUAUGCGAGGUAUGGGAAUGGCUGGCCAGCAGCAGCAGGGCAACACCGUGCGCUUAAUGAUGCCGCCGAACCAACUGGUGGCCGGUGGCAUGUUACAGCAGCAGAACGAUGGCAGCACCGGUUGCGGUGGAAUGCUCGGACAGAACGCAACGAAUCAGCAGCAGGGAAGCGUACAGCCCCAGCAGCAGCAAAGCCAAACCAACUCUUCAAUCAUUCCAAUGGCGACGGGUAACGGUGGUAAUCAGAUGUUGUUCAGCCCCGGUGAGAGCGGACAAAUGGCAGCAAGUGGUGGUAAUUUAACCAACAGUGCCGGUGUUGUUUGCAGCACGUCCACCGCAAGUGGCAUGCAAACACUCACCUCCCAGUCGAUGCCCAUCAUGAACACGACCAACACCAGCACGAUGAGUGCGGGCGGUGGCCCGAACACGAGCAAUUUCGCGGUCGGUGCGGCCGGCGGCGGUAAUACGGGUGGUAAUGCGGGCGGCAACAACGCGUCGAUGGUGGCCGUGCCAGUGCAGGGUACGAAGGAUUGGCAUCAUUCGGUGACGCCCGAUUUGCGCAACCAUCUCGUGCACAAGCUGGUGCAGGCCAUCUUUCCCUCGCCGGAUCCGUCCGCCAUGUUCGACAAGCGCAUGUACAAUCUGGUCGCGUACGCGAAGAAGGUCGAGGGUGACAUGUACGAGAUGGCCAACUCACGCUCGGAAUACUACCAUUUGCUAGCGGAAAAGAUUUACAAGAUACAGAAAGAGCUCGAAGAGAAGCGCCAGAAGCGGAAGGAGCAGCAGAUGCAGCUGCAACAGCAACUCAAUGCGGCCGGCCAGGUGGUCGGUGGUGGUCCGAACGCUGGUCAGAUACUGCGGCCGCUAAACCACAACCACCAGCAGCAGCAGCAGCAGGUGAAUCUGCUUGCCGGUAUGAAUGCAGCCUCCGGCAGCGGCGUUGCCGGUAACAAUCCAACCACCAUGCAACAGUUGCAAGCCGCCGCCCGUCACGCUGCCGGUGGACUGAUGAACCAAGCGCAGAACAGUCUAGGUGCGCAAAUGGGGGGACCGAACAACCGUAUCGGUGUGGUGAACGCGCAACAGCAGCAGCAGCAGGGUGGACCCGGCCAGACGACGCAGCAACUGUUUGUCGCUCAACCCGGUCCCAGCCCGAACGGGAACCUGGUGCACGGUGCCGGUGGGACGGUGCUACCCGGCGGACUAUCGCCAUUCGGUCAGCAGCAACCCAACAACCACGCACCGGGUAUGGUCGGCGUGUCACAGCAGUCCCCGCAAGUGGUGAACCAACAGCAACAGUCAUUCCUCAACGGUCCUUCCAUGAUGGACAGCUCGUCGCAGCUGCAACAGUUCAAUGAUAUUGUGCGUGCCAAGUGUGCGAAUCUAAGCGGUGGCGGCGUCGACGGUACGCAACAGCAACAGCUCGGCCAGCUUUCCGGUGCGCUCACCGGUCAAACGAUGGGCCAAGGUAUGCGGUCGGCGUUCGGUGGUGUAAACGCGAACACGGGCCAACAGCAGCAGGGACCGAAUCAGGGCGCGACCGGUGGCAUGUUCGUGAAUGCGAUUAAUCCGGGUGGGUUUAAGCUGAUGAGCAGCGGCAAGGCCCAAGCGCAGCAACGCAACAUUGCGCUCCUGUCGGGGAUGGGUGGAAGUGGUACGGUAGGUGGAGCGAGCGGUACCGGAACGGGGCUUGUCGGUAGUGGUGACAUGCUGGCCAGCAGUCCAUACGGUGGAGUGGGAGGUGGUGGAACCAUCGGUCCCAACACAACAGCUGUGGUCACCUCCAAUGGGCCCAUGCUAUCGUCGCCUGCUGGAAGCAACACAUCCAACAACAGUAUUGUACCACUACUCCUCACGCCUGGCGGUCCACCGUCCUCGGAAUCAUCAGCUGGCGCUGGAGGAGUGUUGGGUGACUGCCAAACACUCGGCGGAACGGGCGGAAGCGGUGUAUCUUCCUCCCUUCCCGUUGGCGCUGGUCUCCUGCCGCCCGGAACGCUCGGUGGAUCUCUGGUACCCGCUACACUCUCGCUGAAUGGUAGCACCACCACCACUACACCAGCAACGACACCCGCAACACCGAGCAGUGGAACACUUGCUGCGUCUACCUCGAACGUGCUUCCCACCUCCGCUGUUGGAUCGUCUGUGACUAACACCACCGCAAACGGUGCAACGACUGCGGUGGGAAUGACAACUAGUCGCAUGACGUCGUCGUCGUCGUUCAGUUCUCAAAUGGCAGCCCUCGAAGCAGCAAUGGCUCGUGACAAGGAAGAUUCACCUGAACCGCCCAGCAGCGCAAAGGACGGUGCAGGCGGCGGUAGCGGUGGCUGUGGCAGCAAGAACAACAAGGGCAAGUUUGAGAUGAAGCGCGAGGAGGACAUCAAAUCCGAGCCGGACAGCAAUCAUAUGGACACGUCGGGCGGUGGCGAAGGUGGCGGUAAGAAUGUGAACAACGACUGCAUGAGCAUGAUGUCACACGAGAUGAAGUCGGAGCUACUGGACGGUUCGGACGGUAGCAGCAGCGGCAGUGGCAAGAACAAGCUUGACGUGUCCACAUUUAAGGUGGACGUGGAACAGGGCCGUUCCGGUAGUCCAAAGGCGAAGGUGAUGAAAACGGAACUGAAGGCUGGCAUCUAUCCGGAACCGACCAUCCAGACGAACGCUAGUGACAACAAGAAGAAAUGCUCGUUCAAACCGGAGGAACUGCGGGAAGCAUUGUUACCGACGCUCGAGAAAUUAGUUACGCAGGAACCGGAAUCGAUACCAUUCCGUAUGCCGGUUGACCCAAAUUCGCUCGGCAUUCCCGACUACUUUGACAUUGUGCGCCAGCCGAUGGAUUUGAGCACGAUCCGCAAGAAGCUGGAAAGCGGUCAGUAUCAAGAUCCCCGCGAGUACGUCGAUGACGUGUGGCUCAUGUUCGAUAACGCUUGGCUGUACAAUCGGAAAACAUCGCGCGUGUACCGCUACUGCACGAAGCUAUCGGAAGUUUUUGAGAUGGAGAUUGAUCCAGUGAUGCAAUCGCUCGGCUACUGCUGUGGACGAAAGUAUACAUUCAACCCGCAAGUGUUAUGCUGUUAUGGCAAGCAAUUAUGUACCAUUCCACGAGAUGCAAAGUAUUACAGCUAUCAAAACCGCUCUUUUGGGGCAUUAUCUACCAGAUACACCUACUGUCAGAAGUGCUUCAACGAGAUACCGGGAGAUACGGUUACGCUUGGCGACGAUCCGAUGCAGUCGCAGACUCAAAUCAAGAAGGAUCAGUUCAAGGAGAUGAAGAACGAUCACCUCGAGCUGGAACCGUUCGUCGAUUGUCUGGAUUGUGGACGGAAGCAGCAUCAGAUCUGUGUGCUUUAUCUGGAAACGAUCUGGCCCGGUGGGUUUGUUUGCGACGCUUGUCUGAAGAAGAAAAGUCAGAAGCGCAAAGACAAUAAGUUCAAUGCGAAACGUUUGCCCACCUCCAAACUGGGCACAUACAUUGAGACGCGUGUGAACAAUUUCCUCAAGAAGAAGGAAGCGGGAGCGGGUGAGGUGCACAUACGCGUUGUCUCCAGCUCAGACAAAAUGGUGGAGGUGAAGCCAGGUAUGCGUAGUCGGUUUGUGGAAAAUGGAGAAAUGCUUCCGGAGUUUCCGUACCGAGCGAAGGCACUGUUUGCAUUCGAGGAGGUCGACGGUGUGGACGUGUGCUUCUUCGGUAUGCAUGUGCAGGAGUACGGGUCGGAGUGUGCGGCACCGAAUACACGCCGCGUGUAUAUUGCCUACCUCGAUUCAGUGCAUUUCUUCCGACCGCGCCAGUACCGGACGUCGGUGUACCACGAGAUACUGCUCGGUUACAUGGAUUAUGCGAAGCAGCUCGGUUACACGAUGGCACACAUUUGGGCAUGCCCACCGUCCGAGGGUGACGACUACAUCUUCCACUGCCAUCCACCGGAGCAGCGCAUACCGAAACCGAAGCGGCUGCAGGAGUGGUACAAAAAGAUGCUGGACAAAGGCAUGGUCGAGCGGACGAUUCAGGACUACAAGGAUAUCCUGAAGCAGGCAAUGGAGGACAAACUGCAGUCGGCAUCGGAGUUGCCAUACUUUGAGGGAGAUUUCUGGCCCAAUGUGCUCGAGGAAAGCAUAAAGGAGCUUGAUCAGGAGGAAGAGGAAAAGCGCAAACAGGCGGAGCUUGAAGAAGCGGCAGCGAAUGCUAUCAUGUCCAUGAACGAUGACAGUGACACAGUAGCCGACGGUAAGAAGAAGGGCCAAAAGAAGGCGAAGAAGUCCAACAAAUCGAAGGCAGCGCAGCGUAAAAGCAACAAGAAAACGAACGAACAGAUUGGGAACGAUCUCAGUGCAAAGAUAUUUGCCACCAUGGAAAAGCACAAGGAGGUGUUUUUCGUCAUCCGGCUUCAUUCAGCGCAGUCGGCUGCAAGUUUAGCGCCCAUCCAAGACCCGGAUCCACUUAUUAACUGCGAUCUGAUGGACGGGCGUGAUGCCUUCCUGACGCUGGCAAGGGAUAAGCAUUACGAGUUUUCUUCACUGCGUCGGGCACAGUUCAGUACACUUUGCAUGUUGUACGAGCUGCACAACCAGGGCCAGGAUAAGUUUGUCUAUACCUGUAACAACUGCAAGAACCACGUCGAGACACGAUAUCAUUGCACCGUUUGUGACGAUUUUGAUCUCUGUAUUACCUGUAAGGAGAAGGUGGGCCAUCAGCAUAAGAUGGAUAAGCUUGGUUUCGAUCUGGACGAUGGAUCGUCACCGUCGGACGUGAAACAAACCAACCCUCAGGAAGCACGCAAGCAAUCGAUUCAACGCUGCAUCCAAUCGCUGGUGCAUGCCUGCCAGUGCCGCGAUGCCAACUGUCGGUUACCGUCAUGCCAGAAGAUGAAGCGCGUGGUGCAGCACACGAAGCACUGCAAGCGAAAGACGCACGGUGGUUGCCCGAUCUGCAAACAGCUUAUUGCACUCUGCUGCUAUCAUGCGAAACACUGCCAGGAGGCGAAGUGUUUGGUGCCAUUCUGUCCAAACAUCAAGCACAAGCUGAAACAGCAGCAGCUGCAACAAAGAUUGCAACAACAGCAACUUUUGCGACGCCGUAUGGCGGUGAUGAACACCACCCGACUUGGCGCACCAACACCUCAGAUACCACAGAACAGCAAUGGUGGUGGAAGCAGCUUAAACAAUGCCGUCUGUUCGUCGAAUGUUAUUGCCGGCUGUUCGGUGGCACCGUCCGGACCAGUAAGCAAUACGAUGGCGAUCGGUGUACCAGCGAGCGGUGGUGUCGUCACCAGUAUAGGCUGCGGUGGAAUGGGUAACGCUGGUGCGGGAGCAAUGAGUCCGUCUGCCGUACCGAACACGGUGCAGAUAGGUGGCAUGGGCAGUCCGCAUCACGGUGGCAUGAGUAUGAAACCGGGCGCACAAACACCACCGGCGAAUGUGCUGCAAGCUGUUAAGCAGGUGCAGGAGGAAGCUGCGAGACAACAGGCACCGCAUGUCGGCUACGGUAAAGUUAAUCCCGGAAUGGUGCCACCGGUGAUGCAGCGUGCAAUGCCUACUGGCCAUAUGAAUGCGGCGGGUGUCGGUGUUAACGUGUCCGGCGUCGGUGUAAUGCCGAACUCGCAGCAGCAACCUAAUGCGGUUGGUGUGUCGAUGGGUGGUCCGGGCGGUGGCCCUGGCGGCAUUGGACAGAAUGUAAUGCAAAUGGACCAGUGGAACUCGCGUUAUCCGAAUGGCGGUGGACCAGGCAUGCGCCCAACGCUACCCGGGUUGAUGCAACAGCCACAGCAGCAACAACCACAGAACCCACUCCAAACGGGCAUUAUGAGCGGCGGUGUUGGAGGUGCUCAAAUAAUGGCCGGCAUACGGCAGGGCCCGAUAGCAAUGCAGGGUGGUAUGAUGGGUAAUGCGCAGCAGCAGCAAGGCGGUGGUCAACAAAACCAACCCGGCCAAACCCAGAUGGCCACGCAACCGAAGCAAGCAAUCGCGCAGCUGAUGGCGACCCUCAAGAAUCCGGCCGCCGGUCCAGAGCAACAACAGCAACUGCUUUCGAUACUGAAAGCUAAUCCGCAGCUCAUGGCAGCCUUUAUAAAGCAGCGACAACAGGCUCAGCAUCAGCAAAAUCAAAACCAGGUAGGCAUGCCGCAGCAGCAACAACAGCAGCAGCAACAAGUCCAGCAACAGCAACAGCAGCAAACGCAGCAACAGCAAGCACAGCAGCAGCAGCAGCAGCAGCAGCAUGGUGUAAUGCAUCCCGGCGGCUCACAGGUGCAACAGGUGCAAGCUGGACAACCGGUGAUGGUGUACAAUAAUCCGCCCGCCUCCGUCCAGAUGGUACCGAACCGUAUGCAAGGCGUACAGGGUAUGCCUGGCGGAGGCAAACCGGGCAAUAAUCCAUCCAUGCAAAUACCGCUUCAACAGCAAUUGUGGUACAAGCAACAACAGCAGGCUCAGCAGCAGCAGCAACAGCAGCAGCUGAUGCUUCACCGGCAGUUGGCGAUGGCGGGUGGUAACAUACCGCCAGCCCCACCAUACAACCAGCGUCCGCGCCCACAGCAGCAGAUGGGCGGCGGUUAUGGGCAGGGCGGUGGCAUGUUUCCCGAUCAGCAACAAUACAUUCAACAAGCAAUGAAACCCAACCCGCAAACACAGGGUGGUGUCGGUGUGAACGUGCUGUCCCAGCAGCUGCAGCAGCAGCAGGGCCAGGGCCCGAACCAGGGCAUCAUGGGGCCACCGAAUCCCCAGCAGCUUGCCAUGCAGCAGCAGCUGAUGCAAUCGGUACGAUCGCCACCACCGAUCCGUAGCCCGCAGCCGCAACCGUCGCCGCGUGCCGUACCGUCACCGCGGGCCCAACCGUCCGUAUCGCCUCGGGCACAACCGUCGCCCCAUCACAUACCAUCCCAUUCGCCUGUGCCAGUGCAGCCGGGUGAUGUUGUGCUGCACAAUCAUAUGCACUCCACGCACCAGCCUUCGAACGUCGUGGGUAUGGUCGGGGGCGGGGGCGGCGGCGGCGUUGGGGUCGGUGGGGUCGGAAAUGUUGGCAUGCCAGGGGCGGGUGCGGGUAACGUAGUUGGCGUGGGUGUGGUCGGCGUGGGCGGCCCCGUUAACGCCAUGACAGUCGGUGGCGGCAUGGGUGGUGUAGUCGGUGUGGUGGGCGGUCUUGGUGGCGUCGGUGGCGGUGGAGGUAAUGUGGUGGGUGUAGGGAGCGCCGGUGGUGUGCAGCAGGAUCUAGCGCAGGGCGUCGGAAUAAUCGGCCCAGGCGGUAAUGGGAACGCUGGCGAAACUUCCCUGCCGGACCAGCUGACCAAAUUUGUCGAACAGUUGUAGUAGUAUUCUGGAAAAAUCAACGUAGCGGGUAGAAACGUUCUAUAUUGAUAUUAUUAGUUCUUCUUACUUUUUAGGUUCGAAAAGUUACUUUUAGGUUCGAAAGUUUAGUACCUAAAUAUGUAUCCCCAAGUGUUCCGAUUGUAGCCAGCGAAUGGGGGGGUGAGAAUAGAUGGUGUGUAUAGAAAAGUUAGGAUAUAGCGUUAGGAUAUAAACAAAAAAUUUAAUAAUACAGCUACAGACGAUUAUUAAAAGGAUUAUGUAUGUACUUUUAGCUAAACAGCUAUGUAUUUUAAUAUUUCUUCGAUUUUCGUUCGUCAGACCGAAAGUCCAUUAGCAGUCGAUAGUUAAAUGUUCAUUAGUUUUAUUCACCCCCGUACAUAUGCGCUCUUUUUUUUUGUUUGUUAAGGGGUGGUCCCACAUGGCCGUAUUUCGGCCUUAGUAAGAAUCAGGAUCAUCAGGCCUGCGAUUCCCCACCAACUUCCCGCAUCAAGACUAAAAAUAGCUUGCAAACGUGGUGGUCACUAGUCUAGUAACCCAAUAGGAAGGCGGAGACCUAGGUCGAUAAGCCAAAUGAGAAACGCUCUCGUUCGUUAAUAUGGGAGUUAGUAUUCUAGAUUAAACAGGAGAGAUUAACAUUCUCUUCUCUCUCUUCUUGACGGCGUAACGAUGUACUAGGUCAUUGCCUGCCAUUUCUUGGCUUACUAGAUUUAUUUUACCACGUAGUCAAUCCUGCGUACUAGGGGUUGGUUCGAAUGACAUUUUGGUCCAGGUCAGCUCGUGUCAAAACCGGCGGCCGCUACCAUCAUGUCACCGGGCCGCCCAAAGAAGAUAAACAUUACGGCGUUUAAAAUUCAAGCACACGUGAAAACCGAAAAUCACGAAAAUUUGUGUACAUUUUACUAUGAGCGGGGUUAAGCAGUACAUGCGAUUUAAUUAAUUAACUGGUCGAUUGAAGCCAUUUUUCUCAGGUUUCAUUAAUUACCUUUCGUUGGCAGUCGAGUGCGCGGCCGUACAUAAACAUGCUUACAUAACUAUAUUAGUUUGUUUUAUACAUUUUUUAUUACCUUCGUGAAAAAUAAGCUUGAUGGGAAGCUGUGGCCAGGGACCGAGCAUCUUGGAAAAUCAUUUUUAACGUGCUCCAUCGGAGCAGGCCAACGAGAGAGAUACAGAGAGAGAGAGAGAGACAUGUUUGCUUUUCGUGAGGUUUUUAAAAGUAUGAAAGCCUUCGAAGGUUUUUGUCCUGGCAAAGUGUCAAGUAAUGCUGCUAUCACAUGGACUGUCACAUGGCUAUCAUUUUUUAUCGCCAGUGCUGUUUUCCCAGGGGUGCCAUGGAUAUCAUCACCCGAACCGUGUUAACACUAGCUUGGAAGACUUGGAAUAUGUUUUAAUAUUUUUACUGUUACACGAUAGAUGUGUACAAGUCAUGCAUCAACUGUGGUAGAAUUGAUGAAACCCAAAACAUAAUUUGGUUUACACGAAGCGCAACAGCCAAAAUGACUGGUCCGGGCAAUCUAGUGUUAUUCUAUGCCAUGCAAAACAAACGUUUGGCCUGGGGAAGUAUAACCAAAAGAAGCGUAGCAGUCAACGUGCUCUGAACCAUGUUUUCUCAUAAUAAACAGCAAAGACAAACGCAAGUUCAACUAUGUGUGAUCAAGGAUCGUAUCGUGUUCCAGUGCGUUUUCAGUUAGUAUGUUUUGUAAUUCUAUAUAUAUUGUGAUAGUCAAAGAGAGAGAGAGAGAGAAGAGGCGGAGGGUGGGGGUAAUAAUGAAAUGCGAGAAAUUGAGAGAGAGAGGAGAAUGUUUGAUAAAACUUGAGAAUGCAAGAGUUACAUACAUUUUUAUCUUUGUGUUCGUUUAUAUUUUUAUAUUUGAAUAUGGGGUAUAUGAAUAUGUUUAAACGAGUUAUACUGGGACAGAGAGAGA
Messenger RNA from Anopheles moucheti, 15612 nucleotides. RefSeq names its product histone lysine acetyltransferase CREBBP (gene nej). Gene Ontology annotation, cellular component: histone acetyltransferase complex; transcription regulator complex. The transcript is spliced from 17 exons. Gene Ontology annotation, molecular function: zinc ion binding; protein binding; chromatin DNA binding. Bases 1445 to 13690 code for a protein of 4081 amino acids. The record is from RefSeq and is a predicted model, not a curated record. Lineage: Eukaryota; Metazoa; Arthropoda; Insecta; Diptera; Culicidae. Gene Ontology annotation, biological process: positive regulation of transcription by RNA polymerase II.